Molecule: messenger RNA, 1485 nt
Organism: Cynara cardunculus var. scolymus (artichoke)
Lineage: Eukaryota; Viridiplantae; Streptophyta; Magnoliopsida; Asterales; Asteraceae
Product: translation initiation factor eIF-2B subunit alpha-like
Exons: 5
Coding region: 88-1269 (393 amino acids)
Biological process (GO): translational initiation
Cellular component (GO): eukaryotic translation initiation factor 2B complex
Molecular function (GO): guanyl-nucleotide exchange factor activity; translation initiation factor activity
Source: RefSeq, a predicted model, not a curated record
UCUCAACUUAAAGGCAUCAGAAUCUGAUCAGCCGUGACCGUGAGGGUGACUGGAAUCCGAGUUCCGGGUGAUUUUGGUAAAACGGACAUGUGGUGGAGAUCUGCUUCUUUCAUUCUUGACAAGAACGAUUCAUUCCUUCGGGACGACUCUGAGACUCGUCUUCUCUCUCCACCACCCUCCUCCUCCAUGGCCCAAACCCUAGACCCUAACCUUACCAUAUCCCCUUACUACCAAACAAGAGCCGCUCACCAUGGAGUCGUCACCAGCGAUUGGCUUGCUCAGGCCCACGCUGCUGCCGGCCGUGACACCGCUACCCCAUCGUCUGAGCCUGAGGCUUCACUCAACUCCAUCGGUUCUGAUAAUUCCUUCAGCGUCAUUGACGAGUUUAAUAAUUGGAGGAAACAACCCGAUUUGGCAGAAGCUGUGGCCGCUAUUAGGGCUUUGGCUUCUGUUAUUAGGUCUAGCCAGGCCACUACUAUGAUGGAGCUCCAAAAUGAACUAAAGACGGCUUCGGAUUCUCUUAAGUCAUGGGAUAUGACGUCCAUUUCAUUGACGGCUGGAUGUGAUCUUUUUAUGCGCUACGUGACUAGAACUUCAGCUGUGGAAUAUGAGGAUUUCGAUUCAGCCAAGUCACGCUUCCUUGAACGUGCAGAGAAGUUUGGAGAGAUUUCUUACAAGGCUAGGAAAAUCAUUGCAAUGCUAGGUCAAGACUUUAUUUUCGAUGGCUGUACAAUUCUGGUCCAUGGUUUCUCUAGAGUUGUGCUGGAACUCUUGAAGACUGCAGCUGAAAACAGGAAACACUUUCGAGUUCUUUGCACAGAGGGACGGCCAGACAGGACAGGGUUAAGAUUGUCGAAUGAGCUUGCAAAACUUGAUGUUCCUGUGAAACUGUUGAUAGAUUCGGCUGUGGCUUACAGUAUGGAUGAAAUAGACAUGGUAUUUGUUGGGGCGGAUGGAGUGGUUGAAAGUGGAGGUAUAAUUAACAUGAUGGGAACAUACCAGAUCUCAUUGGUGGCUAAAAGCAUGGACAAGCCUGUUUACGUUGCUGCCGAGAGCUAUAAGUUUGCUCGUCUGUAUCCAUUGAAUCAGAAGGACAUGGUGCCGGCUUUACGACCGAUUGAUUUCGGGGUGCCGAUACCGUCGAAGGUUGAAGUGGAAACAUCUGCAAGGGAUUACACCCCGCCUCAAUAUCUUACCUUGCUUUUUACUGAUUUGGGUGUGUUGACACCAUCAGUUGUAAGUGAUGAGCUCAUCCAGUUAUACUUGUAGUGACUUGUGAUCAUAAUAAUAAUGAAACAGAUGAUGGGAACGAGUGAGCUUUGGGGUGAUGAAUCUUGUAAUUAAUCCAAUCUCCUGGGUUUGGUUGGGUUGGGUUAGUUUAGUUUUAUUGGAUUCUUAAUUGUUAUCUAAGAAUCCACAGAUAAUAUUAAAGUUGAAUAUUCAAUUAUGGUCGACAGAUUUUAAUUGAAUCGGAGGACUUCAUAU